Diuraphis noxia (Russian wheat aphid) is the source of this 1363-nucleotide messenger RNA. It is a transcript of the gene DEF8, whose product is annotated as differentially expressed in FDCP 8 homolog. NCBI's taxonomy places the organism in Eukaryota, Metazoa, Arthropoda, Insecta, Hemiptera, Aphididae. The record is from RefSeq and is a predicted model, not a curated record.
UUCAAUAUAUUUCAGAAAUUAUAAAUUUAUCUGGUAGUAACUUUUCUAUGAGUUCAUUACCCAACGAUUUUUUACUGAAUGUUGAAAUGAAUGAUUCAGUGAUUUCACUGUCAUCAAUAUCAUCUGAUUCAGUGUCAUCCGAAAGUUCAACAUCUGUGUCUGAUAACUUCUUAACAAUAAAUGAAAAUGAUCUAAAUGAGGAUAUUUUGGAAAAAGAAGUUGAAAAAUGUAAUCAAAUGAUAAGAAUUACUAAAGAGUGUAGUCAAGAACGGAUGCGACUGGUCAGAAGACUAGUAGAGUUAAGGUUAAAAUUAGAAAUGAUAACAGAAAUUAAGGCUCUAGAAAACAAAAAUCUUUUAAAUGAAACAAAAGUGGUUUUUGGUCAUCAUUUAUCUUUUGUAUGGAAGCCAAAUUGGUUAGAAAGUAAAUUUUGUGACGUAUGUACAAAAACCAUUUGGAAAUAUAUGCAUCAAUUGUAUGAAUGUUCAGAUUGUGGUUACUACUGCCAUAUUUUUUGUGUGGAAAAAAUUAAAAGGGUAUGUACUGCAGUUAUUGCUAGUGAACAUUCUAUGAUUUUGACUAUCACUCCAUCCAAUGGCUUGUUAUCUCAAGAUUACAAAUGUGCCGAAUGUCAAUCAUAUAUCCGUAUUCGCAACCCAAAAAUUUCUUCUGAAGAUACUCUUUCAUUAGAAGCUCGCUUAUGUGACUAUGAUGGCAAAUAUUACUGCCCUUUACACCAUUGGAAUAAUACCGCUUUAAUACCAGCACGUGUUUUAUGUAAUUGGCAAUUUGAUAAAAAAAUUGUGAGUCAGGCAUCUUUUCAACUACUUAAUUAUAAAUAUAAAUCAAAGAUGUAUAAUUUGGAAAAACACAACCCUAAACUCUAUACAUAUUUAGAGUCACUAAAUCAAAUUAAAAACAUUAAAAAUAGCUUAUUUAAAAUGAAAAAAUAUUUGGUUUUGUGCAAAGUUUGGAAUGCACAAUUAAAAAAUAUAUCAUCUAGAUGUCAUGAAUUGCUAUAUGAUAGUAUUUUGUAUAGCAUGAAAGAUAUGGUUGAAAUAAAGUCAGGACUUUUUUUAGAAGAUUUAUUACGAGUAAAAGAUGUCUGUGAAAAACAUAUUCGAUAUGAAUGCGAAAUUUGUAAAAAUCAAGGAUAUAUUUGUGAGCUCUGUCAAAAGGACACAAUAAUAUUCCCAUUUGAUGAAGAUGCUCAUAGCUGUGAUAAAUGUGAUAAUGUUUAUCACUACCAAUGUUGGAAAAAUAGAAAUUUCUGCCCUAAAUGUAAAAGAAUUAAAGAACGGUCUGACCUUCAAGAAGUUAACUUCUGAAAUAUAAUUAAAAUUUUUAUCUGCAACUAUUUAUU